Exophiala oligosperma is the source of this 1704-nucleotide messenger RNA. RefSeq lists its product as uncharacterized. Gene Ontology annotation, biological process: DNA-templated transcription. The coding region runs from base 1 to 1704 and encodes 567 amino acids. The record is from RefSeq and is a predicted model, not a curated record. The transcript is spliced from 6 exons. Gene Ontology annotation, molecular function: DNA binding; zinc ion binding. Lineage: Eukaryota; Fungi; Ascomycota; Eurotiomycetes; Chaetothyriales; Herpotrichiellaceae.
AUGGCACAAGGACCGGCAAAAGCAACGAACGGACCGUGCGUAGCCGUGGAAGAAGAAGAUGCUCAUCUGCAGAUGUAUCGUGAGAUUUUCCAAUGGCCUGUUGAUGUCGUAUCGCCUACGCGAUUGGCACAGCGCGAAACUGGACGAGAGGUAAUCGAGCUGCUGGAAGGCCAGCAUUCGAUCGCAAUUCUAGGCGAGGCGUUCGGACACAAUCAGCAAGGGCGACUCGUACGCAUCGUCCUCAAAGACCCCGGUGGCCCUGGUGAUCAGCCACGCAAUCAUCCUCAGUUGGAUGCAAUUGAUUAUCGGUACCUUCAGCAGAAAAGUGCUUUCAAUCUGCCUCCACGCGAGGCACGCGACCAAUUGGUUCGCUUGUAUUUCGAGCACGUCUAUCCGUACACGCCCGUCCUUGAUCGGGAGGAUUUCAUGCGAGAGUACGACGCCGAUCGAAGCUCACACUUUGUCUUAUCGGCAAUGCUGGCGAAUGCCAUGCCCUAUGCGUCUGACCAGCUAUUGAUCCAAGCUGGAUUCUCACAUCGCUUAACUGCGCAAAAGUCAUUCCGAUCUAAUGCUCAAUUACUAUAUAACUUUUGCGCCGAGAGGAGACCGCUCCGUUUACUACAAGGGUCCUUGAUCCUGAGCUGCCUGAGUCCGUCAUUCUCGCCAGAUCGGGACUUUCGCUACUGGCUCACGAAUGCGGUUCGCCUGGCAAUCCAGAUGGGCUUCCACCGAGAACAUGUUUUGAAAGCUGUGGCUCCGUCCACAGCAAGGCUGAUACGCCGGAUCUGGUGGACCCUCUAUAACAGAGAUGUUCUCUUGAACGCCUCAGGUCACUAUACCGUCCGAAAAAUUCGUGACUACGAUUUUGAUACAAAGGGCUUGACGGAAGAUGACUGGGAACAAGGCUUCCCCGAACCGACACACCCUCUCUUGCCUGAUGUCAGUCGCAUACAGAAGCUUUGCUUUCUCGAGACUUGCAAGUUAUCGGUGAUGAGUGCAAAGUUCAUUCAAACCUUUCGGACGGCAGGCGUAACACCUUCGCAGGACGCCUGCACGAGGGUGGAAGAUGCGCUGAUGGAUUGGCGGUGGUCCCUCCCAAACGAACUUCAUCUUGAGGUCGUCCGCAAGUGGACUACCGAGAACAUGUGGAUCAUGUUACUGAAGGUGUUCAGCUACCGACUCGAAUGCUUGCUCUACCGUGCGUUGCGCCAGCGGUACAAGGCUUGCAACGAGGAGGACAAGGCAGCGGAAGCCGCUCGCAAGCAACAAAACGCCUUAUUCGAGGUGGACACUGUCAUUCAACGGGUAUUCCAGAAUGGAAUCGCCAACUGGUUCCCGUUGUCGCUAACAACCUCUGUCUCUUCGAUACUGGCAUUGAACAUUGAAAGCGCUCUCGAACAAGGAAUCGGCCCGGCGCAGGAAUUCAUGAUCAAAGCUCGCAUCCAGACGGGACUGGCAUGUAUGCGCGAAACCUGGGAGUACUGGGGGGCGGUGAAGUGGACUCUCCAGACAUACUCCGCGAAUGCCACCGACCGUCUCAGAACCCCUCAAUUUCAAAUCUCAGCUGCUGAGCCACAUGACUUGUUCGACUUCGAGGUCGAUGACCUGUGGGGCUCUCUGGUGUCGAGAGACGACGGAUGGGUCCAAGACUUUAUGGGUUCAAAUACCUUCGGGAAUGAGACGCGCCCGCCUCCGGCACAGUAG